This is a messenger RNA of Drosophila subobscura, 953 nucleotides long. RefSeq lists its product as uncharacterized. The transcript has a single exon. The record is from RefSeq and is a predicted model, not a curated record. NCBI's taxonomy places the organism in Eukaryota, Metazoa, Arthropoda, Insecta, Diptera, Drosophilidae. Bases 86 to 856 code for a protein of 256 amino acids.
UCAUUUUGGGAUACAAAUUCAGUUUAAAUUUCUCGAUCCUUUCGGCUGUGGAAACACAACAAAAUUCAAAAAAAGACGUUCCAAAAUGUUCCGACUUUUGAGGCACAGAACGCAGCAGUUGGCCAGGUGCGUGCAACGUGCCACGCCGCUGCGUCUGCCCGCGCGCAGCUUCGGGGAUGACGACUGCAAGCCGGACGUGUGUGUGGACACGCCGGGGGAGACUCGCUGUGGCCCGCCAUCGCUGCGCAAGCCCUGUGGCGAGACGCCCAAGAAGAAGGAGGCGCCAAAGGAUCUGCCCAAGCCGAAGGCGCCGUUCAAGUCCAUGUGGCAUAUGGAUGGCUGUCCGCCGGUUGUCUGCGAACUGCCCGUGCGCUACGACGUCAAGUACUAUCGGAUAUCGGACAAGGAGAAGCGCAGGUAUCAGGUGACCUGGAACGAGUGCCCCCGCAUGGUGGUGAAGCCGCGAAAGGUCUGCCUCCACCAGACGAUGAUCCGCCCGAAGCCCUGCCGCCGCAAGCGCAAGGUGAACCUCAAGGACGGUGGCCCAGCCAUGCUGAAUCCCAUGGAGUGCCUGCCCAAGUCCGCCGAUGACAAGUGCCGACGCAUAACGAUGCCCUGCUGCAAGCCGGCCCGUGUGCCGCCCAACUGCAAGUCCGCCUUCAAGGGGCUGUCCGACUGCAAGAAGCGUCGCGCGCCAUACCCCAGCUUCUCCGAGUGCAAAAAGGACGAACUGCUCCAGCCACCGCCCACCGAGUGCAAGUGCCUCGAGAACCCAGCCAUGUGCGAGACUUGGGCUGCACUCAGGCAUCGCCUGUCCCUGGGCCGUGGGCCGGUCAAGAAGUGCGGCGAGCCCUAAGCCGAGGCCAUCCAUUGAGCGGGGACUUGAGACUGCGAUUGAGAUGCUGAGACUUUCCUUUUGAACUUUUGCUGAAAUAAAUGACCACUCAGCUUCA